Molecule: messenger RNA, 4770 nt
Organism: Daphnia pulex (common water flea)
Lineage: Eukaryota; Metazoa; Arthropoda; Branchiopoda; Diplostraca; Daphniidae
Exons: 20
Coding region: 1640-2542 (300 amino acids)
Source: RefSeq, a predicted model, not a curated record
GCUAAUGUCGAAAGUUAUGUUUGGAAGCUUCUGUGGUAGUUUUUUUGUACUGAUUUUGACGGACCAAAUUAAACAUAAUCUAAGCAAGGCUGUAACUUUGGUUCAAUGUAGCGAGUAUUGUAGUUUUAUUGUUACAAACGUCUCAGUAUUCUACAAUUCCCGUAUGUGUGUGUAUGUGUAGUCUCAUCAAAGAUACAUUCAUGGAUCAUGAACAUUCUUAGUUUCCACAAAAAGAUUAUCUCAGGUUAACCACACCUUCAGCUACCAAACAUCAGCUCUAUGGCCCAAGAAUUGUGGAUGAAUCCAACAUGUUCUCUCUUAAAUGAGUAUUGGUCCUUAAGAAGCAGUUAAUGCUGAUGGUGUUAACCAAGUAGUGAUAUAUUAUCACUUCUAUUCAUAAUAGUUUCCCCAAUAGAAAAUUCUUCAUUUCAAGGCCCCAUGAAUCUCCCAUUUUUAGUUCCUCAAUGAGUCUGCUUUUUAUUUGGGGAGGUAUUGCUUUCAGUCACCUCAAUCUUGUUUGAUUAUAUUAGGAGAGUGGUAAGUUUCUUAUCCCUACAAAAUCGAAUUUGCUAUUUUUUUUAUUGCUACGUUGAGGAACCCAUACUCGGCAUUCUUUGUUUGGGAUGCAUCAGAGGGAUUGUAGAACAGAAUACGUACAGUUCCUCUACACGGAGCGGAUUUGACAUUUGAAAGCAAUAAUAUAACUUCCUGUCAUGGACUUUACGCACAGGGCUGGGCUGAUCCAAUGUUCGAAAAUUCGAACCUAUCCUCUCCCAGAAUUUUCACGCAGAGGGGUUUUUGAAUUCGAAAACACGGGAAUAAAUGACUGAACUACCAUCAAUUGCGCACACUUGUCACCGUCGAUUUUUUUAUAUACCUCGUAACUAAGGUUUUUAAAUUGUUUUUUAUUUUUUGUUUUCAUUUUAGGUUUCGAAAAAAUUCUAUUGGGUUUAGCCCACCAUACUUUGCAUCGAGGUCAGCGCAGCCUGCUUUGCAUCUGUUAAGCAACAGUUGUAUCCAACAGAAUCUUUAAAAAAACUCACUCGCAUUCAAUUUUUUACAUCCGGUUCCAUUUAUUUCUAUACACAGAUGUGCCACCUACGAAAAAAAAAGAUUAAAAUGUAAUGACUUCUCUAAUAAAGACUGGUUCACUUUCCACAGAAAGCCAAACAACGUUUGACGCUCCCGCGAGAAGGUCCAAAAAUGAAGUUAGCCAUUGCAUUGGAAGCCCAAACUAUUACGUCUACAACGCCCAAAUUAACAACCCUCAAAACAACUAGGACGACUAACGAUCAACGGACGACUACUAAAUCAACAACCCCCAAAACAACCAGGACAACUAAAUUAACAACGUCAAAAUCAACAACCCCCAAAACAACUAGGACGACUAAAUCAACAACCUCCAAAACAACAGUAAAAACCACAACCGGCAAGACGACGCUUAAGCAAAGCACUUCAACGACAACCAAAAAGCCUGUUACCACAACUGCUUUGACUGUUAAAUCCUAUAAAGUUUGCCGUGACACAUCUUCAACAGCGACCAGUGGAUCCAUCCAGCCCUUAGAUGGUCUAACACCGUUGACAACGGUACCACCGAAAACGUGCAGCUUUUCCAUCACCUACUGAUCAACAUGUUCAGAUGUCUUGUUCGGUCGCCAAUCUAACUUUCUUCACAACUUACGCCGAAAUUUCCUCAUAUUCAAGUUCAUUGAUCUUCGACGGAAUCCUAGACGUUGAGCUAUCGAACAUAAUCCUACCAAACAAGGUUUAUGCUUCAUAUAACAAUACAAUGACUGUAACUUAUCGAGUUGUCAAUGCAUCAGAUAACUUUGAUUGUAGUUGGACAACAUUUCGGGAGCCCACGACAACAACCGAUUAUAAAUGGUGUCGUGAUGGUAAGACCACAGCAGCCAAUGGAUCCAUUCAAACUAUGCGUGAACCAAUAGGAAAUGAUAUAAUCCCAGUUAGAGUUUGUCCCUUUGUCAUCAAUUCAUCAUCCAACAGUCAAGUACAGAUGUCUUGCGCGUCCCAAACUUCUUGGGAAUUUAGGCUAUUUACAUUUGACAUCUUCGAAAACUUUUAUAACUUUCGACCUAAAUAUUAUAAGACGACAUCAAAUGGAAAUGAAAUAGAAAUACUGCUGAGCCGCGUCGUUACCGAUGCAGGCUUUCCAAUUGAUUGUAAAUGGACGACGACAGCAGCCAGCGUAACGGUGAAAGACUUCAACUACUGCGUUCACGUACAAUCAACGGCUUCAAACGGUGUCAUUACACCAUUAACUAAUGCGACCGACUCAAACAUAUGUUUGUUCUCUAUUAUUGUUCCCCUCUGUCAGCACAUUCAGAUAUCUUGUACGGUCGUCAACCUCACCGAAGGCAGCUACAUUUGGCUGGGUGGGAUCAAUGAACUUGAAAGGAGUGGUGUCCCAUCACCUGACAAGGUUUACACGUCAACAGGCAAUCAAGUAGACGUUAUAUCGACGUAUGUAAACCAAGAAGAUUGGUUUCAAUGUAAUUGGACGACUAUAACCAACGACGACUGAUUUCAAACUGUGCCUAGAUGGAGAGACAACAGAAGACCGCGGGACAAUUCAACCAUUUAAUAGUAGGCGUAAUGUAGCGGAAGGACAAAGUAGUUGUCGCUUUACUAUAACUGCACCUAUGAGUAAGCGUAUUCAAAUGACUUGCCUGACCAACGACGACUCAAGCCCUGAUUAUUGGCUGUCGUAAGUUCUUAAUUAUAAGAUGACUGCUGCCCGAUCUACAAACCUACAAGUGCUACCCAGUCAUGGUGAAAGGCCGGCAACCAAUCCGGAAGACGGCAACAACAAGUCAUCAUAGAGAUCGACUGAAACGAAUGCAACAGCGUGUGAAAGAGGAACGGCUAAGAUGGAGACCGUGCCGAGCUAUAUAUUGCGCACAUCUUUCCCCGAAAAUUGUUCUAAGAUGAGUUGUGCCGACUGCAGUGUCCUGCUCGAGUGACCAGCUAUAAAUCCUAAGUAGCUGACCAAGCAUAUUGACUAAAAAUCGUUCUGACGGCAAAGUUCGCCCUGGAAGAGUUACGGAAUCAUCUCCAACACGUCGGCAGAUUAAAGAAAAGGCUCUUCUUAUGACCCAACGACACCUUCAUCCUUUGCCCUCACUGCUCCCACUCUAUCUCCUUGAGAGACAAGUCAAGGAACUUGUUCGCUUAGAUUCUCCCCAUUAAUUGCCCCAACCCUUGUUGAUCAAGGAAUGGGUUCUGAGUGAAGUUCGUCGUAGGAUUGCUUUCCUCCCAUAGAAACUGUUGAGCUCCUGAGAGGAUCUCUUGAAGAGAAGCCCCAGCAUCAAGACAAAGGAAGUGAGAGGUGCCGUCACUUUGGUAUUCGGUCAUUUGGUUUGCGUCAGCUGCGUGGUAAAAUGCGUCCCUGCAAGACUGACACCAACAACCCAUCCCCAAGAAAGUCUACCUGCAGGAGGAAAGGCCAGUUUGCAUUUCCUUCACUAUCGAAGGUCACGUAGAUCAUUACGAAAAACGUGUCAUAAAUUGUGUAGAGGUUGGGUGAGAAAGGGACGUGUUUCAUAAUUAUCAAGCAGGUACAACAGCCGCAAGGCUUAAGAGGUGGAGGGAGGAAAAAUAUUGUAUAAAAGGAGAGAGAAAAGGCUACAGAAAUCAGUCGAGUGUGCAUCUCUGACACGUCAACAUCUGUUGCAGCGCACUACUUGUUACCAAUUGCCUUCUUCAUCGUGUUACCAGUUCCCAAUCAUGGGCGUCAUGCUGCUGUUGGGUGUUGUACCAUUGAUGGCUGGUUACUGUUCCCCUGGCGAGAUAUCGGGUCCCUUUUAUAAAGCAUUAACGAAGAAAUCAGUCGAGUGAUCAUCACACGGCAACAACUGCUUUUUUUGUCGUAUUUAAACAAUUCGCAAUCAUAGUUAACUAAGAUGUCGUGCUGCUGUUGUGUGUUGUAUCUUUCUUGGCUGGGACGACCGCUGGUGUACCGACGUCUCCUGGGUAUGACGGAUACCAAGCCGCAACGCCGUUGUCUUACUACAAAUCAACAUCAACGCACCGACGCCCCAAGUACUACACUGAGAUGGCCGAAUGUUCACCAACUGCGUUCUUCGUCGUAUUACUAGUUUUCUAUCAUGGUAAACUAUUCCGUCGUGCUGCUGUUGGCUGUCGUAUCGUUGAUGGCUGGCGUAUCGUUGAUGGCUGGGUCGACCACUGGUGUACCGAUGUGUUGUGGGUAUGGUGGAUACCAAACAGCAACGCCGCUGUCUUACUACACAACAACAACAUACAAAACAACCGCAUACUACACCACUAUUCACCAGAGUAUAACCCACAACUUAUGAUGCCUCGAACUACUACACCAAAGCCCCAAAAUAUAACUCUGCCCAGAGUUACACCACGGAGGCAGCGGAGUACUACACCACGGAGGCAGCGGAGUACUACACCACGGAGGCAGCGGAGUACUACACCACGGAGGCAGCGGAGUACUACACCACGGAGGCAGCGGAGUACUACACCACGGAGGCAGCGGAGUACUACACCACGGAGGAUGCUGCCCCAGCCUUUUCUACCGAGGCUCCCAAGUACUACACCACCAAGGCACCCGAGUACUACACCAUAAACUACGCUUCCGCAAUUUGUUCCUUGGAGGUUUCUAAAUGCUAGAGCCGAAAUUUCUAUUUGAUUUUUUUUAUAUUGGUCGGUCGUCUUCAUGGUCAUUGGUCACUGGGAAUUAAUUGUUGAUCUUAGAUCAGAAAAUAAAAAUUCUAAUGCUGGUAA